AUGAAGAUCUUCGUAGCUUAAAUAGCGGUACUAGCGAUUUUGGUCCUUGGCGCAAGGCUAGGUUCCAGCACCCUGCUAACGAAUGAUUGCGGGACAACGAGGGACCCAUCGAGAAUUCGGCGGGUUGUUGGAGGUAGAGAUGCGGACAGGUUCGGCAACCCUUGGAUGGCCAUGGUGCUUGGGGACAAUUUCUUCUGCGGCGGUUCGCUUAUCACUCGUCUUUUUAUCCUGACCUCAGCGAGUUGCGUCUCAUUGCGUCCCAAACAAGUGAUCUUGGGCGAAUACGACACGAACUGCACUUCUGUGGAUUGCACGUCCAUCCGCCAAGUUAUUGAUAUCGAUGAGCGGAUUAUCCAUGACCAAUGCGACUUGAAAAACUUCAGAAGUAAUGAUGGUAAGAUGGUAUCGGUGCUUACACAAAUGUUGAGCACCACGUGGAUUGGAUUGUACAAUCCAUCAACAGAAGCAAUGAGCUUGCGUCGCAAACGCGGAAAAUUGCCAAAGAGCUUAUAAGUUAAUUAAGACCUCACACAACGAAUUUGUUGUAUAUUAAAUGUUAUUAAUGGGGUA
Molecule: messenger RNA, 570 nt
Organism: Drosophila sechellia
Lineage: Eukaryota; Metazoa; Arthropoda; Insecta; Diptera; Drosophilidae
Product: CLIP domain-containing serine protease 2
Exons: 3
Biological process (GO): proteolysis
Molecular function (GO): serine-type endopeptidase activity
Source: RefSeq, a predicted model, not a curated record